UCCGCGGACUCUACGACUCACGCGGGCUAUGCCGCUCUCCUGCCGCCGCGGCGGCCGCGGUGCCGGGCCGCGCGGCGAGACCGAAUCCCUGCAGCGCGGGCAGGCGGCGUCGCAGAGCCCAGCCAUCCAGACGCGCCAGGACUCCCAACUCCUGCAGGUGCGUUUCACUUUACAGCAUCUGCUUUGACUUGAACAACCAGAGGGCCGCGUUCUUCUCUUCCUUGAGGCACUAAAUGCCAGUACGAAUCCCAUACUCCAGCAAGGGAAGAAGGGAGGAGCUUCUUGGAUGACAAUGGACGUUCCACUGUGCAGGAUGAGGGCAGAGUGUGUGACAUCACCACCACGAGGGUUCAGCGCCGUCUUCUGUGUCUCCCUUCGCGGCCAGCACUCUGCCUUCUCAAUCCAUCAUGGUGUUUGGUGAGUUUUUCCAUCGCCCUGGACAAGACGAGGAACUUGUCAACCUGAACGUGGGGGGCUUUAAGCAGUCUGUGGACCAGAGUACACUCCUGCGGUUUCCUCACACAAGACUGGGGAGGCUGCUUACCUGCCACUCUGAAGAGGCCAUUCUGGAGCUGUGCGAUGACUACAGCGUGGCCGAUAAAGAGUAUUACUUUGAUCGGAACCCCUCCCUGUUCAGAUACGUCUUGAACUUUUAUUACACAGGGAAGCUGCAUGUCAUGGAGGAGCUGUGUGUGUUUUCCUUCUGCCAGGAGAUAGAGUACUGGGGCAUCAACGAACUCUUUAUUGACUCCUGCUGCAGCAGCCGGUACCAGGAGCGCAAGGAGGAGAGCCACGGGAAGGACUGGGACCAGAGGAGCAAUGACGUGAGCACGGACUCAUCCUUCGAGGAAUCCUCUCUGUUUGAGAAGGAGCUGGAGAAGUUUGAUGAGCUGAGAUUCGGUCAGCUCCGAAAGAAAAUCUGGAUCCGGAUGGAAAACCCAGCUUACUGCCUGUCGGCCAAGCUCAUCGCCAUCUCGUCCUUGAGCGUGGUGCUGGCCUCCAUUGUGGCCAUGUGCGUGCACAGCAUGUCGGAGUUCCAGAACGAGGACGGGGAAGUGGAUGACCCAGUGCUGGAAGGCGUAGAGGUCGCAUGCAUUGCGUGGUUCACGGGUGAGCUGGCCGUCCGGUUGGUUGCUGCUCCCUCACAAAAGAAGUUCUGGAAAAACCCUCUGAACAUCAUUGACUUUGUCUCCAUUAUUCCCUUCUAUGCCACUUUGGCUGUGGACACCAAGGAGGAAGAGAGUGAGGACAUUGAGAAUAUGGGCAAGGUGGUCCAGAUCCUUCGGCUUAUGAGGAUUUUCCGAAUUCUGAAGCUCGCGCGGCACUCCGUAGGGCUUCGGUCUCUCGGGGCUACGCUGAGGCACAGUUACCACGAGGUGGGGCUCCUGCUUCUCUUCCUUUCGGUGGGGAUCUCCAUCUUCUCUGUGCUUAUCUACUCUGUGGAGAAAGAUGAACCCGCAUCCAGUCUCACCAGCAUCCCCAUCUGCUGGUGGUGGGCCACUAUCAGUAUGACCACCGUGGGCUAUGGAGACACCCACCCGGUCUCCUUAGCUGGGAAGAUCAUUGCAAGUACAUGUAUUAUCUGUGGCAUCUUGGUAGUAGCCCUUCCUAUCACCAUCAUCUUCAACAAGUUUUCCAAGUACUACCAGAAGCAGAAGGACAUGGAUGUGGACCAGUGCAGUGAGGACCCGCCAGAGAAGUGCCAUGAGCUACCUUACUUUAACAUUAGGGACGUUUAUGCACAGCAGGUACAUGCCUUCAUCACCAGUCUGUCUUCCAUUGGCAUCGUGGUCAGCGAUCCUGACUCCACAGAUGCUUCGAGCGUCGACGACAACGAGGAUGUUUACAACACCGCGUCCCUGGAGAACUGUACUGCAAAGUGAGCAGGGGGGGGGGGGCAUCUGCACAGAUAUCUUGUGUCCCUUCCUGACAUUAGGUUAACAGAGCUUUAUGAACCUCAGUGGGUUUGUUCAAAGAAAUCAUUUAAUUCUCAGGGUGUACCUUUUAGCCAUAGUUGGACAUUCAUUGCUGAAUUCUGAAAUGAUAGAAUUAUCUUUAUUUUUUCAGUGAGGUCAAUUAAAUGCCUUGUUCUGAAAUUUAUUUUUUACAAGAGAGAGUUGUAAUAUGGAUUUUUUUUUGGAGG
Acomys russatus (golden spiny mouse) is the source of this 2143-nucleotide messenger RNA. RefSeq names its product potassium voltage-gated channel modifier subfamily S member 3 (gene Kcns3). The transcript is spliced from 3 exons. Gene Ontology annotation, cellular component: membrane; voltage-gated potassium channel complex. The record is from RefSeq and is a predicted model, not a curated record. Gene Ontology annotation, molecular function: voltage-gated potassium channel activity; protein binding. NCBI's taxonomy places the organism in Eukaryota, Metazoa, Chordata, Mammalia, Rodentia, Muridae. Gene Ontology annotation, biological process: potassium ion transmembrane transport; protein homooligomerization. The coding region runs from base 408 to 1883 and encodes 491 amino acids.